AUGGACAACAUACUUCGUUCACUUUUGGCUGCAAAUAACCUCGAUGAUGCCGUAAAAAUAAAGUUUGUUGAAAAACUUUUCACGACAGUUUAUAAAAUGGCAGAAAGUGAAUGGAAGUUGCUCUGUGAAUUUUCAUAUGAGCUUUUAAAAGAAAGCUCUACUCGGUUACACGCCGAGAUUGGGGAAAUGAUUCUUCGUUGGAUAGCACACACCCAACAAAAAAUAUAUUUAGAUCAUUUCAAUUCAAGGGCGCUCGAAUGUUGCUUCAUACAUGCAAUCAGUUCAACAUUCCAGCAUCUACGAGCAACAUCAAAAGUAAUCAAAUACAAAUAUGAAAUAGCAGAAAAUACAGUGAGUGUUGAGAAAGACUUACGAAUGUUGAGAAGUCAAAUUGAAAAAUAUUAUGAUGUAAUUAAAGGACGACGGGAUUGGCAAAUGUUGCUUGUAACUAUGUUUUACGAUCUACCGAAGUCAAUCCCGUCAGAUCGAAAUAUCGUAUUAAAUAUACUCAUUAAUAGUUUGGCAAAUUUAACUGAUGAACCCACGGACGAUUUUGUAAAAAAAUCAGUUGAUUUGAUUGAAUACUUAUGGGGAGAGAGCUCAGAUACGAUACCUCUUUCAAUAAAUGAAAUUUUCACGAAACUCACAUCAAGUCAACAAUGUUCGACACCAUUAAUUAUUUUGAUUAGCAAAAUACCUAUAGAGAAAACGUCAGUUAUUUUACCAUAUCUCCAGAAAACUUCCCGCGAAGGUAUUUCGCGGUUGGAAACAGGCAUUCAGCAAAUGAUUCGAAUAAUACCACACCCAUUAUCAAAAAAUAUAGGAGUUUGGAUCGUUAAAUUAAUGGAAGCAUUAGUGUUCACGAGGAAUAUUGAUUUAUUAUUGCGUAUUACACGUACAAAUGUCCUUACAUUGUUCAAAUAUUUGUUGACCCGUAAAUCUCGUCAGGACGCAUUAUUAGUUAUCAGAUACACCCUAUUAGGAUAUCAGGCAGCAAAUGAUGUGUUCCACACAAUUGUCCCACUAUUUCCUGAUGUAUUAGAUGUUUUAUUUCAAGAUGGCGAAACAGAUAUUUUGUUGAAACUUUCUGGACUUGCGCAAUGUCUUAUGCACCGAUUUCCAAGUCAUAAUGGAAUAUACAUUCCUCUUACAAAUAAAUUAGAUAGCCUGUCAAUGGAAAUUAUGCGUACGUUACAAGAAAACACAUGGAAUAAAAGAAUAUAUUCUUCAGGUUCCAUAACAGAAUCGGUUUACAGAACGGCAUCUAGACCUUUGAAACCGAAAAAAAAGAUUGGAUUAAAUAACUUAGGAAACACAUGUUUUAUGAAUAGCGUAAUUCAGGCAUUAUUUAAUACAACAGAAUUUCAACAUCGUAUAUUACAAACUUCAUGUCCCAGGAUUAGAACUUCAACAUUAAAUCAACUUCAACAAUGUUUUAACUCCUUGAUGGAGGAUAAAGCUUAUAUUUCACCGUCAGCAUUAUUGGAGACUUUACCUAAAUGGCUUAAUAAUGGGCGACAACAAGAUUGUCACGAGUUUCUAAAAAUUUUGUUCAGUCAAAUUGAAGAAGAAUCAAAACAAUACAUGUCCAAUAACAUUAAAAGAACUAAAUUCAAUCAUCCCCAACGGAUUAAUACUAAUCAACCUAAUCAAUCCGACAUACCUAUUUCACCAUUUGGUGGUAUUUUGGUAAAUACAAUUAAAUGUUUAUCUUGUGGAAACAGAUCGAGAACGAAGGAGGAAUUUCACGAUUUGACUUUAUCACUUCAAAUUGAAAGUGAACGUGAAAAUCUUUCUUUUACCGAUUUAUUAUCUGAAUUUUUUUCCGCGGAAGAAUUAAAAGGCGAUAAUCAAUAUCAUUGCGACAAAUGUAGCGGUUUGCAGGAUGCAUUGAAAACCACAAGAAUAUUAGUUCCUCCAAGAUAUUUAAUAUUAUCACUUAAUCGAUUCGAAUAUGAUAAGAAAUAUGCACGAAGAAUUAAAAUCAUGACUCAUGUUUCAAUCCAAGAUACUUUGUCAUUGUCAUACAUUUUGAAAAAGGAUAAGAAUGUUUCAAAGGUAACACGAAAAAGUGCCAAACAUAAAAUCAAUCAUUAUGUAAAUGGUAGUGGUACCAAUGGGAUAAUAAAUGGUGUUAACGGAAAUCAUUUUAAUGGUUAUACAAAUGGCAUUACUAACGGCGUUGAAACUAAUUCAACUAAUUCAACUAAUUUAAUGAAUACAACGAAUGCAACGAAUUCAGCGAAUUCAAUGAAUUCAAUUAAUACAGCGAAUUUAACGAAUACAACGAAUUCAACGAAUACAAUGAAUUCUCUCGGUGGUGAAAUAAAUAGAAAAGCUGAAUAUGAUUUAUCAGCGAUAGUCAUACAUUCUGGUUCAUCGGCAGAAUAUGGACAUUAUUAUACAUAUGCCAAAGAUGAAGGGCGUUGA
Molecule: messenger RNA, 2430 nt
Organism: Diversispora eburnea
Lineage: Eukaryota; Fungi; Glomeromycota; Glomeromycetes; Diversisporales; Diversisporaceae
Source: the annotation of a GenBank genome assembly